Messenger RNA from Fragaria vesca subsp. vesca, 2378 nucleotides. Its product is annotated as protein SUPPRESSOR OF npr1-1, CONSTITUTIVE 1-like. The record is from RefSeq and is a predicted model, not a curated record. Gene Ontology annotation, biological process: defense response. The coding region runs from base 1 to 1941 and encodes 646 amino acids. The transcript has 3 exons. Gene Ontology annotation, molecular function: ADP binding. NCBI's taxonomy places the organism in Eukaryota, Viridiplantae, Streptophyta, Magnoliopsida, Rosales, Rosaceae.
AUGGAUGCACGUGUAGAAACAGUGGUGUCUUACUUGGAUCUAGGGUCAGAUAAGGUUCUUACCAUAGGUAUUUGGGGGAUGGGGGGCAUUGGUAAGACUACCCUUGCAAAAGAAGUUUACAAGGAGAUUCAUAACCUAUUUCAUGUUAGUGGCUUUGUUCGCAAUGUUAGAUUGCAAUCACAAGUGGAGUUGCAGAAACUUGUUUGUGAGUCUUUCUUUGGGGAUGGUUACGUAGACACUGUUAAAAAGGGUUCAAAAUGGACCAGGUUAUUACAGAAAAAGGUGCUUCUUGUUCUAGACGAUGUUGAUGACUUAAAACAAAUUACAAAUUUAGUACCAGGAGGAUCGGCCUGUGAAGAGAACUUUUGGGGUCCAGGGAGUCGACUCAUUAUAACAACUAGAGAUAGAAGAACAUUGACAGAGCUUGGAGUUCUAGAACAUAAAAUCUAUGAGGUUGAAAAACUAAAUGAUAAGGAAGCUUAUCAGCUUCUGUGUCGGAAAGCCUUCAAGAAGGUCAAUCCCCCCAAGGAGUUUGUAGAGCUGUCCAAGAGUUUUCUGAAAUAUGCUUGUGGCCUUCCUUUAGCUCAUGAAGUUCUAGGGUCACACUUGUCUGGAAGAAACGCAGAUGAAUGGCCAGAGGUACUGGAUAGACUUGAUGAAGAUCUGGAUAAAGACAUUUUUAGUGUGCUUCAAAUAAGUUUUGAUGGAUUACAUACUGUAGAUAAAAAGAUCUUUCUAGACAUUGCUUGUUUCUUCAAUGGCGAGGAUGUUGUUCGUGUGAAGAAGAUACUGAAAGGUUGUGGAUUUUCUUCCCGAAUAGGAAUAACUAACCUCGUUGACAAAUCUCUGGUUAAAAUUGAAAAGGGUAAAGUGUGGAUGCAUGAUUUACUACAGUGCUUGGGUUGGCAUAUUGUUCGUAGAGAAUCUCCUUUCCCUGGAAAACGCAGCAGGUUGUGGCUUGAUGACAAUGCACACAAAUAUGAAACCAGAAGGUCAUGGCGUGUUGAGGAUGCUUGUAAUGUUCUCACGGAAAAUACGGGAACAACUGCUGUUGAAAGCUUAUUCUUAAGCUUGCCUGAAAAAGAAGUAAUCCGUUUGAACUCUGACCCGUUCUUAACUAUGAGCAAACUGAGGUUGUUGAAAAUCUGGAAUGUGAACUUUGUGGAUGUGCUCUUAUCUUAUCCCUCUAAAAAAUUACGGCUUUUGGAAUGGCAUGAAUGUCCUCUAAAAUCUCUAUUUUCUUGGUUUACAUCUGAACUACUGCUGGUUGAACUCAAGUUACCAAACAGCCGCAUUGAAAGAUUAUGGGAUGUAUCGGUUUAUCAGGUGAUCAACACGCUAGUACACAUGGAUCUUUCCUACUGCCAAUAUUUAAUUAUGACCCCACACUUGGGUGCGGUCCCAAAUCUUGAGACAUUGAUUCUUGAAGGUUGUACAGAGUUAUUAGAGGUUGUCGGCUAUUCAUAUAUGCAUCUUCCACAUCUGGUUCUAUUGAAUUUGAAAGGUUGCGUGAGUCUAAGGAAGCUUCCAGAGAUAAUGAACUUGACAUCUCUUCGAACCUUUAUUCUUUCAGGAUGUACAAACCUCCGAGAGUUUCCUCAGAUAGUGGGAAACAUGGAUUCUUUAGAACUUUAUUUAGAUGGCACGGCUUUCGGAUAUCUUCCUGAGCAGCUGAGAGGCCUUAUUUUACUAUCUCUUAGAGGCUGCAAGAACCUCCAGAAACUUCCUCUCUCCAUUUGUAGUAUGACAUCCCUGAAGUUUCUCUAUUUGUCAUCAUGUUCAAGUAUACAAACACUGCCAGAAGAUAUAGGCCAUUUGGAACACUUGGAGGAGCUUGAUAUGUGCGAAACUGCUAUAAGAGAAGUGCCCGAGUCCAUUUCAUCUCUUAAGAAUCUCAAACUUCUGUGUUUCCAUGGAUGCGCUGAGUUACGCAUGCCGUAAAUUUUACCUGGUUUGAUAUCUUUGAGAACAUUUAAUCUAGGAGGAUGCAAUUUUGCAGAAGGAGACAUCUCUGAUGAAACUGGAAUUGGCACCUUAAUCUCGCUGCAGAGUUUGGAUCUGAGUGAGAACAAUUUUUCAAGCAUACCUGAAAGCAUCUCUAAACUUCCUGAGCUUAGAGAGAUUUCUUUGCGUGGUUGUGACAAUCUAGAAUUGUUGCUAGGAGAUCCUCCUGCUUCAGCAAAAAAUGUGGAUAUACGGGGUUGUACUAUGCUGACAAAUUGUUCCGAUGAGUGGCUGAGAUUGGCUUCAGAUGAGGGCUUGCGUAUCAGAAACUGUCGAAAAUGGGAUUAUCGGUGUCCUCUCAUGUCCUUGAGUGUGCAGUUCGAUGAAUUAAGUGAAACUCCCUAUCCUUAUCAUCCGAUGGCUCCAAGAAUUGC